AGAGGAGGGCUGUGGACGCUGGCUGCAGCAUCACAUCCUGUCUGACUGGACUGGUGUAAACUGGGCGGAGAGAGAGCAGAGCAGAGCCAAACUGGAGUUUGACUCCUAAAAGUUGCUCAAGUUGGAUUUUUUAAAGCAGAAAAAAUCGGCAGGACUGUCCGUGGGGAUGAGCCAUGCUUCACCGGAUUAUUUGUGCAUUUUCCACGUGAUGUUUUUUGUAUUUUUCUCCGGAGAAACUUUUGCUGAACGAUGUUUUCGCUGCUUUUUGGAGCUUUUAUGCAUCUGAAGUAUAUGUUUUUACAUGCCAUCUUUUCCCAUUUCUCUGCUUCCAAUAUUUAUAUCCAAGAUGGUAAUUAACAUAAUGUUGCAUUCCUGUUAAUUUCCACACGUGAAGGACAACACGGAGUCCAGAUUGCCCCCCAAACGCAGAUUUUGGCACUUUAUGAAUGCAGCUGUAAUCACCAGGGGAGCCUCGAGAGCUUAAAUGGGUCCAUCACCAGAAAGAGACAAUCAGGCUCCUUUAUGUCUCAAGAUCAGCAGCAGUUUCUGCACAUUGUCUCUUAUGAAUAGACCGAUCUCCAGUUGAGCCUCUCCACUUUGGAGAUUUUUCGAUUUUCGAUUAUACAGCUAUUGAAAUUAGGACGCACCGCUUGUUCCCUCCCUCGGCUUGGUGGCACGGCUGCCUUCUUUUGAUUGACAGGUGAAAUUGACACUCGGGUUGCCUCUUAUCAAGCGAAGCAUUUCAAUCCGCCGCUAAUUGCAGAUGUGGUGCCAUCCUUUUCUUUUCACCGCGUGUGAUUGCAAGCAGCCUUCCGUUGCGCACAAGAGCAACGAUCGAUCACGUCUGGUUUUUCCUCUCUCUCUCUCCUCUUUCUUCUAAUUGCAUCAAAAUUUCUUUUGUUGCCAGGGUUUAAAUGCAGGAGAAACUGUAACUCGUUGUUUUUGGGCCGGAUAUAGCGAGGGCUGCGCGGGGGCAGAGAUGCGUAAUGCGCAGAGAGAAGUGGAGCUCCUCUCCGAGUAGGCAGCGUUCCGCACCCGAAAAUGUCUGAGCCGGAGGUGAAGAAGGAGUCCGGGGAGUCCAGCCCGCCGGAGGCCGCCUGCCUCUGCUCUCCUCCGGCCGCCAACCAGUGCGCCAGCUGCGGCAUGGAGAUCCAGGACCGGUACCUGCUGAAGGUCAACAACCUGAACUGGCAUCUGGGCUGUUUGGAGUGUUCCGUCUGCAGAGCGUCUCUGCGCCAACACAGCAGCUGCUACGUGAAAAACAAAGAAAUUUACUGCAAAGUGGAUUAUUUCAGGUUUGGCACCAAAUGUGCCCAGUGUGGCCGGCAGGUGUACGCCAGCGACUGGGUGAGACGGGCUCGAGGCAGCGUGUACCACCUGGCCUGCUUCGCCUGCUACUCCUGCAAGAGGCAGCUGUCCACCGGGGAGGAGUUUGGCCUGGUGGAGGGCAGGGUGCUGUGCAGGAGCCACUACGACAUCAUGCUGGAAAACCUCCGCAGGGCUGCAGAGAACGGUACGGGUCUGACUCUGGAGGGAGCGCUUCCCUCUGAUCAGGACUGUCAACCAAAACCAGCCAAGAGGGCACGGACUUCCUUCACAGCUGAGCAGCUGCAGGUCAUGCAGACUCAGUUUGCUCAGGACAACAACCCAGACGCGCAGACGCUGCAGAAGCUGGCAGAAAUGACGGGACUGAGCAGAAGAGUCAUACAGGUCUGGUUCCAGAACUGCCGAGCUCGACACAAAAAACAGCCGCAUCAGGGAGCGUUUCCUCAGAGCGCUCCCAUGUCCAGGAUGCCUCCGUCGCUCCCAGAAGACAUCCACUACUCAUCGUUCAGCAGCCCGGACCGACCGCACCUCCUCACCCUGCACGGAUACCUGGACGCUCAUCCCUUCUCCGUCCUCACUGCUCCGGGCCACCUGACCCAUCCGUCCAUCUCUUUACCACAACUUCCCAUCAGCCGCUGAUCGCUGCUUUCAUGGUUUUGUGGGAGAAAAACAAAAAUCCUGUCCGGCGUCCUGUGGCCAGCAUGCUGCUUCCUGGGAGACGCGGCAUCAGGACCUGAUGGGUUUUUACUCGCUGCUGUGAGACUGUUGAGCUGAUCUGAUGCCUUCCAGCAAACACAGGCGUUGGUAUUUUUUAAGCAGGAGAAAACACAAAUUUUUGUUUCAUUUUCAUCUUUUUCUUCACAGGAAUUAAGUCGUCACCAUCAGCAUCUCACUUGGUGCAACAUAAGAUUUCAGGAAGACAGACCUCAGAUUUUUUUCUUUAUUUCACUCGGAGUCGAGCACAUUUGCAGCUUUACUGUUGUUUGUUGUUGUAUUGUUGUCAAAAAUGGAAACUCUUAUUUAUUCGGAGCAGAAACUCUCUUCAAACAGCACUUUUAAAUGUGUCUUCAAAUGGAAAACAAUCAGUGAUUGUACAUUGUAAAUAUAGUUUAAUAAAAAGUAUGAGAGCUGUUA
This is a messenger RNA of Nothobranchius furzeri (turquoise killifish), 2460 nucleotides long. It is a transcript of the gene lhx6b, whose product is annotated as LIM homeobox 6b. Gene Ontology annotation, biological process: forebrain neuron development; neuron differentiation; regulation of transcription by RNA polymerase II. Gene Ontology annotation, cellular component: nucleus. Gene Ontology annotation, molecular function: RNA polymerase II transcription regulatory region sequence-specific DNA binding; DNA-binding transcription factor activity, RNA polymerase II-specific. The record is from RefSeq and is a predicted model, not a curated record. Lineage: Eukaryota; Metazoa; Chordata; Actinopteri; Cyprinodontiformes; Nothobranchiidae.